This is a messenger RNA of Acinonyx jubatus (cheetah), 1954 nucleotides long. RefSeq names its product protein kinase C and casein kinase substrate in neurons 3 (gene PACSIN3). Gene Ontology annotation, molecular function: protein binding; phospholipid binding. The record is from RefSeq and is a predicted model, not a curated record. Bases 265 to 1539 code for a protein of 424 amino acids. Gene Ontology annotation, cellular component: plasma membrane; endosome; cytoplasm. Lineage: Eukaryota; Metazoa; Chordata; Mammalia; Carnivora; Felidae. Gene Ontology annotation, biological process: plasma membrane tubulation; regulation of endocytosis; cytoskeleton organization. The transcript is spliced from 11 exons.
CCGCGGCGGCGAGGAGAGGGCGGGGCCGGGGGCCGGGCUUCCCGGGGGAGGGCCGGGCGCGCUCCGGGAGGCGGCGGCCCCGGCCCGAGAGCGGCAGGACUCUGGCCGGAGCGUGGCCGGACCCCCACCCUCCGAGACGCCCAGGGAGGACGCGCUUCAAGGCAGAAUCACGGUUGAAGCUUUAAGAGUUGGACGCCCAGGUCCCUGAAGUGAUCUGUAGGCCCCCCGCCCCAGUCCGCCACCAUUCCGUGCUGCAGGGACACCAUGGCCCCAGAGGAAGACGCUGGAGGGGAGGCCCUAGAGGGCAGUUUCUGGGAGGCUGGCAACUACAGGAGGACCGUGCAGCGGGUGGAGGACGGGCAUCGGCUAUGUGGGGAUCUGAUCAGCUGUUUCCAGGAGCGCGCCCGCAUCGAGAAGGCCUAUGCCCAGCAGCUGGCUGAUUGGGCCCGCAAGUGGAGGGGCACCGUGGAAAAGGGCCCCCAGUACGGCACGCUGGAGAAGGCCUGGCACGCCUUCUUCACGGCAGCUGAGAGGCUGAGUGCGCUGCACCUGGAGGUGCGGGAGAAGCUUCAGGGGCAGGACAGCGAGCGGGUGCGCUCCUGGCAGCGGGGGGCCUUCCACCGGCCAGUGCUGGGUGGCUUCCGCGAGAGCCGGGCCGCCGAGGAUGGCUUCCGCAAGGCCCAGAAGCCCUGGCUAAAGAGACUGAAGGAGGUUGAGGCGUCUAAGAAGAGCUACCAUGCGGCCCGGAAGGAGGAGAAGACAGCCCAGACUCGGGAGAGCCACGCAAAGGCAGACAGCGCCGUCUCCCAGGAGCAGCUGCGCAAGCUGCAGGAGCGGGUGGAACGUGGCACCAAGGAGGCUGAGAAGAUGAAAACCCAGUAUGAGCAGACGCUGGCGGAGCUGCAUCGCUACACCCCGCGCUACAUGGAAGAUAUGGAGCAGGCCUUCGAAACCUGCCAGGCCGCGGAGCGCCAGCGGCUUCUGUUCUUCAAGGAUAUGCUGCUUACCUUACACCAGCACCUCGACCUCUCCAGCAGUGAGAGGUUCCAGGAACUCCACCGAGACCUGCAUCAGGGCAUCGAGGCAGCCAGUGACGAAGAGGAUCUGCGCUGGUGGCGCAGCACCCACGGGCCAGGCAUGGCCAUGAACUGGCCACAGUUUGAGGAGUGGUCCUUGGAUACACAGAGGACGAUUAGCAGGAAGGAGAAGGGUGGCCGGAGCCCUGAUGAGGUUACUCUGACCAGCAUCGUGCCCACGAGAGAUGGCGCUGCACCCCCACCCCAGUCCCUGGGGUCUGCAGGCGGUGGGCAGGAUGAGGAGUGGUCAGAUGAAGAGAACACUCGGAAGGCUGCCACAGGGGUGCGGGUGCGGGCACUCUAUGACUACGCUGGCCAGGAAGCUGAUGAGCUGAGCUUCCGAGCAGGGGAGGAGCUGCUGAAGAUGAGCGAGGAGGAUGAGCAGGGCUGGUGCCAGGGCCAGUUGCAGAGUGGCCGCAUUGGUCUGUACCCUGCCAAUUACGUGGAGUGUGUGGGGGCCUGAUCUGCCUUGACAGACCUUCUGCAGCGUUUCCUGCGUCAGAGCCCAGCUUCUCUUGGACAGCCGACCCGAGGACCCUGGACCAUGGUGCCCCCUGCUGCCCUUCUGUCCCUUGAGGAGGAAGGAAGUCCUGGGUCCCAGGGAGGGGACUGCAUCUAGGAAGGGACUGGUAGGGAAGGGCCAACUGAGUCUAGCCUGAGGGGAAGAUAGGGAGGUCAGGAGGUGACAGAAGGGCUCAGGGGUGCCUGGGCCUCUCCAGGAAUGCAUGGGUCUCCCCAGGAGCCGUGGACCCAGUUCCUGGUCUCAGUGUUUUGGGAUUCCUGGGGUGGUCUUGGGGUGGUGAGUGUAGUUCUGGGCUAGGAGCACUCUCCUGUGACUUGUUUUAGUGUGUAUUAAAGUUGGAGAAAAAAAAAAAAAA